Messenger RNA from Paramecium octaurelia, 1148 nucleotides. The record is from the annotation of a GenBank genome assembly. Lineage: Eukaryota; Ciliophora; Oligohymenophorea; Peniculida; Parameciidae.
AUGGAAGAUUAGAUUGAUAACGAAUUCUUGGAUGAAAAUCAACCAAACCAAGAUCUCAUAGAAUGCGAGCUAUGCAAUAGGAAGUUUCAUCCUGAAAGAAUUGAAAGACAUCUUAUUGCUUGUCAAAAAGCACAACUGAAAUAAUAAGAAAGGGACAAAAUAAUAUAAAAAAAGAAAAAACAGAUUGAACAAAAAAAAUAACAACUUCAAUAAACGGAUGUUGAAAUAGUUAAAACUAAUUGGAGGGAAGAACAUCAAAAAUUUUAGGAAUAAAUCUAAUAUAACCGAAAAUUAAAAUAGGUAAUAACAGCAUUAUAUAUUAAGUUAGAAAAUGAAGGAUAAGAUGUAAAUUAGUUAAUACCGCCAGAAACCAAAGUAAAUUCCAAUUAUGUUUUCUGCGAAUAUUGUGAAAGACAUUUUGAUAAACGUAACAAUUAAAUAUCUAUCUCCAAGAUGUUGCUGAAAGACACAUCCCAAAGUGUAAAGAAACCAAAGCCAAACCUAAACCUCCAAGGAAGAAGACCGUUGAAGUGAUAUAACCUUCCUAACCACAACUUUAAGAAAAAAGAUAAGCCUAAGUUAGUACACCUUCUACUUCAAGCCAAAUGGAAAGAAAGCCCAUUAUCAAAAAAUAACUAUCAGACUCAUCACAACAAUUCAGACCUACUAGUUUAUAAAAAUUUAUAGCAGAAUAAUCUGGCAAAGCAAAUUUAACUAAUAUAGGUAUUAUUUCAAGUUCUAAACAGGUUUUAUCGACUGUAAAUCAAGGGCUACUGCUAUCUAAGAUACGGAGUGUCCUCAUUGUAAUAGAAGAUUCAUAUCCAGAGCUGCUGAAAGGCACAUUCCAAUUUGUGAAAAAUUAACAAGAAAACACUCUUUUUGUAUGAAUAUUUCAUUAAUAAUUAGAAAUCAAAUAUCACAAUAGAAAGAGCGUUCCUAUAAAAUAAAAUAAUUUAAUGAUGAUGGUAGCACCUACUGCCCUUUUACCUUAGAUUUAGAGAAAGGGAAAUAAGUAGUUGGAUGUAGGAACUUUGCCUCCUAUUGGAAAUAGUUAAAAGUUUUGUACAGAAUGUGGGAAUAGAUUCUAGGCUAAUCACAAAUAUUGUGGGGGAUGUGGACAUAAAAGAGAACCUGAAAUUGUAAUUUGA